This is a messenger RNA of Otolemur garnettii (small-eared galago), 1371 nucleotides long. It is a transcript of the gene SAMD13, whose product is annotated as sterile alpha motif domain containing 13. The transcript is spliced from 3 exons. Bases 27 to 335 code for a protein of 102 amino acids. Lineage: Eukaryota; Metazoa; Chordata; Mammalia; Primates; Galagidae. The record is from RefSeq and is a predicted model, not a curated record. Gene Ontology annotation, molecular function: protein binding.
AAGUAAAGGAACCCUGCAGCCUUCCCAUGCUAUCUGUUGACAUGGAAAACAAGGAAAAUGGCUCUGUCGGUGUAAAAAAUUCCAUGGAAAAUGGGAGACCACCGGAUCCUGCAGACUGGGCCGUGAUGGAUGUCGUCAAUUAUUUCCGGACAGCGGGAUUUGAGGAGCAAGCUAGUGCUUUUCAGGAACAGGAAAUUGAUGGGAAAUCCUUGCUAUUGAUGACGAGAAACGAUGUGUUGACAGGACUUCAGUUGAAAUUGGGACCUGCUCUGAAAAUCUACGAGUAUCACGUAAAACCUCUGCAGACAAAGCAUUUGAAGAACAACUCUUCAUAGUACAAUCCAGUUGGGGUCUUAGAUCUCAAAAAAUAACAUAAUGACAUAAUUUGGUUUCAUGUGAUGAAACUUUGUAAACAGAAUACAUACAUGUGUAUAUGUAAAGAAUUUCAAUCCAACGUUAUCCUAUUGGAUAGACUAGGCAAUUCAUUGGCUGACCUGAAUUCAGCCCGGAGGCACAAGGACAAGACAUGCACGGGGGUGGUUUUCCUUUUGGAGUCUUGUCAAAUAGAAUGUUCUUGGACACGACUAGACACUCCUCCCCACAAAGGCUUUGAAACCAUAAGGAUUCUCUUUCUUUCUUCAUAGAUUACAUUCCAAAAAUCCUUUAAAAGAAAAAUAAGGAAUGAAAUAAGCGUCUUUUGGUUCAGGCUUAGGAAGAGUAACAAUAAGAAAGCUUGGGGAGGGAAGAGAAAAGACCAAGGGCUUGCCGUCUUCCUUGAAUUCCUCUGCUCCUUGGAGCUUGUGGUACUUGGAUAGAAUUGCCGACACCCUUUUUAUAGAGGGUCCUCCACUUGACCUUAUUAAGGUUUUAUUGGGAUUUGCUAUAAUGUUUGAGAUGAACGUGCACCAUGGCCCCUUCAGGAGCAGAAUCGUGGCUCUGGGGAGAGAAACUCCAUUGUGCACUGGGGCUAUCCAUCCAUAGUCAACUCGCUUUCACGGGGGGGGUGGGGGGAAUGGUAUUUUCUGCAUAGAUUGGUUCUUUGUUUCUGGAGAAAGUAUUUUUUUUUUCUUUUUUGACUUUAUGGUUUGUAUUUAUAAUAAUUUGUUUCUGGAGAAAUUUGUUGAGAGCUAUAGAUCAAAAAGCCUUGUAACUAGUACAGAAUAUUUUUAUAUAUAUUCCCUCACGAUGGUGUAAUAUUUUUUUAAUUGUCCCAUGCUUUCUUUGAUUCUUGGUUUGAGUACCUGUUUUUAAGAACUUUGAAAAAGUGGGCUUGCUACAUCUCUGUUCAAAGAGACAUUUGUUGAAUCCCUGUGUGUCAACGCCUCGUUGAAUUGGUGCUUUGUGGCUGCAAUAAAGCAUUGCUUCAGUUUA